CAUGGUCGGCGACCACUGCAGCCUGCCCGCCGAUCGGCCCGUGCUCGCCGCGAGCCCCAAGGCCGGACUGAGCUGCAAGAUGGUGCUGCAGGCGGUGGGCAAAGUGCUGCGGAAGUCCAAGGGAAAGCCAAAUGGGAAAAAGCCAGCACCGGAAGAGAAGAAACUUUACCUAGAGCCAGAAUACACAAAAUCCAGAAUUACUGACUUCGAAUUCAAGGAGCUAGUGAUGUUACCACGAGAAAUAGACCUCAACGAGUGGCUAGCCAGCAACACAACAACUUUCUUUCAUCACAUCAACUUGCAAUAUAGUACAAUCUCGGAAUUCUGUACAGGAGAGUCGUGUCAGACCAUGGCAGCGUGCAAUACACAGUACUACUGGUAUGAUGAGCGGGGAAAGAAGAUCAAGUGCACUGCUCCUCAGUAUGUUGACUUUGUCAUGAGUUCGGUGCAGAAGCUAGUGACAGAUGAGGACGUCUUUCCGACAAAAUACGGCAAAGAAUUCCCAAACUCAUUUGAGUCCUUAGUGAAAAAGAUCUGCAAGUACCUGUUCCACGUGCUGGCCCAUAUCUACUCCUCACACUUUAAGGAGACUUUGGCACUGGAGCUGCACGGACAUUUAAACACACUCUACACACACUUUAUCCUAUUCAUCAGGGAAUUCAACCUGGUGGACCCUAAAGAGACCACCAUCAUGGACGACCUCACAGAGGUCCUCUGCAGCAGCAGCAGCAGCGGGAGCAGCAGUAAUGGGAGCGGCAAUGGGAGCAGCAACAGCGCAGCAGCACAGAACCAUGUGAAAGAGAGAUGAGCCUUCCUACAGGAUCAAAACUAACAUUAAAGACAAUAUUAUAUAUUUUGUAUGUAUAUGUUCAGAUAUACAUACAGGCAUACACAACAAUGAGAGCUGAAAGAAAUUAUGCUGCCACCACAGGACAUGUAGUUGUAUGGGACUGUAUGGAGCUUUGGUUUAAUGCCAGCUGGCGAGAAGUUGCACCAAUCUUAUUUUAUUUUCUCUCCACUCCUUUUACUUGUUCAGAUGGAUGAUGAGUGCUGUUUUUAGAGAAGAGCCAAGCUUGAGAGUGGGGCCACUCUUGUUUUUGUUUUGGUUUUUCUUUCUUUGGUCUUGAGUGCAAGCCCUCUGUCUUUCCAGGAUGGUGGUCCUGCCAUUUUAAAAAUAUCUAUUAUAUUAUAAGAAGUGACUUUUACUUUGAAGUGGCUUAAAAUGCAGAUUUAUUUGUUUGUUUUUGGGGGCGGGGGGUUGUUUUUUUUGGUUUGGUUUUACAUAGACUGCCCCUCCCCAUGCCAAAAACUCCUCAGUCAAGUGCAUCUUGCCCUUUGCUAGCUUGGAAUGGGAAGAAACUCCUGGCUUGACUAGAGUAGCAGUUAGGGGCUUGCUACAGGUUGAGAGUGGGUGUGAUCCUCCAGUUGUCCCCUCUACCUGGUCACAACCCGUGAACAUGCGAGAUGAUCCACAAGCCUUUCUGCUUAUUGCUCCUACACCAUAUAUACUCUCCUCUCUGCUUCCCCCUGUCUCGCCUCCUGUUCCUGUGGGCACGCACCUCAGUGAACAAAAGC
Molecule: messenger RNA, 1575 nt
Organism: Nothoprocta perdicaria
Lineage: Eukaryota; Metazoa; Chordata; Aves; Tinamiformes; Tinamidae
Gene: MOB2
Product: MOB kinase activator 2
Exons: 5
Coding region: 2-808 (268 amino acids)
Biological process (GO): positive regulation of protein phosphorylation; signal transduction
Cellular component (GO): nucleus; cytoplasm
Molecular function (GO): protein kinase activator activity
Source: RefSeq, a predicted model, not a curated record